UUUGACGGCUUCUGAACACAGAUUGUGUUUGUGAAAUAUUGCUGUUGUAAAGAGCAACCUCUAUUGUAGCGUUGCCGCUGCGUUGGUCAUGAAGGGUAACGUUAGAGUAUACUAGUACCAGAAUAUCUAUCCCCAGAACCCUUGCAAAGCUUUUAGAUGGUUCCGCUCGGAUCUACUCCCAUUGCCACAUCAGUCAUCACUCUUGUCUGCACGAGGGCUGUGGUUCGAUAGACGAUUUUAAGACAUCUUCUAAACAAUAGCGAUCGUCCUAUUUUGUAAAGAUGCCGAGCUACAAGUUGUACUACUUCCACGGUCGGGGUCGAGCGGAGCCCGCCAGGCUGAUGUUGGCGGCUGCCGGGCUGCCUUACGAGGAUGUCCGCAUAGAGUUCGAGCGAUGGCCGGAAUACAAGCCAAAAAUGCCAAUGGGCCAGGCGCCUGUGCUGGACGUGGACGGAACCAUGAUCUGUCAGAGUGUUGCCAUCGCCAGGUUUAUUGCCAAGGAAUCAGGACUGGCGGGAAAGACGAACAUGGAGCAGGCCCGGGCCGACAUGAUGGUGGACGGGUUCGGGGACAUGGUGAACAAAAUGGCGGACUAUGUCUGGUACGAGCCGGACGAGGCGAAGAAGGCAGAAAAGAAGAAGACAUUCUAUGACACCACGCUGCCAGAGUUCCUGGGUUACUUUGAGAAGCUGCUUGUGGCGAAUAACGGUGGAGACGGCUUCUUUGUCGGCGAUGGGCUGACCCACGCAGACGUGUUUUUCCUGUCCCUGUCUGACGACAUCACCGCAGAGAAACCGGACGUUCUCGGUCCUUAUCCAAAGUUGGCCGCACUUGCGGAACGCAUCAAAACGUACCCGGGCAUAAAGGAGUGGCUGGCCAAACGUCCGAAGACACCAUGGUGAACAGAUAGACACAAGUCUCUUACGGCGGGCUCACACAUAUUAAAGCCCGUAUGAGGUCCGUAUGGAGUUCUUAUUCUCUACAAGGAUUCACAUAUCGCUGGAGAGAAUAAGACAUAAAAUAGAAUCAAUUUUACCUUAAGACAACAUUUAGACAAUUCUCUGAUUGGCCGACAGCUGGUUAGAUCAGGCCACGGUCCCAAAUUACGAUGGAAACCUCUGUCCGUUUUAGCCGAGCUUCUCCCAGGGUAUAUUGUAUAAGACGCAGGCGAGCUGUGUGUGCAAUUCAAAAUUCUAAAGUAAAAUGAUAGAAUGUUGAAGUAGUUGUACCUUUCCCAUGACAGAUAGAUUGGUUCUGAUAGAGAUUAAGUGAAUAAAAUACCAUUGAAAAUACAUAUCGUUUAUACACAUCUUUGAUUCACCUUUUAUUCAGUCAAUAAAAUAUUUACAGACUUG
Branchiostoma floridae (Florida lancelet) is the source of this 1355-nucleotide messenger RNA. RefSeq names its product hematopoietic prostaglandin D synthase-like. Gene Ontology annotation, molecular function: glutathione transferase activity. The transcript has 5 exons. Bases 282 to 902 code for a protein of 206 amino acids. Gene Ontology annotation, biological process: glutathione metabolic process. NCBI's taxonomy places the organism in Eukaryota, Metazoa, Chordata, Leptocardii, Amphioxiformes, Branchiostomatidae. The record is from RefSeq and is a predicted model, not a curated record.